AUGGAGGAACUUCAGAGGCAAGCAGGCAACUUGAUUGAGGGCAAGCCCAGAAAGGUGAGGUUCAGGCUGGCCUCGUCGUACAGCGGCCGGGUGCUGAAGCACGUGUAUGAAGAUGGACAGGAACUGGAUAGUCCAGAGGAGCAGUACCCACACAGCUUCAUGCACACCAAGAUGGAGAUGGGACAUCUGUGUGGCUUAGAAGACAUGCAGGAGCAGAGUUUGUACCCUCCGACAGGCCUGAUCGCCCAGAGGAUAAACGUCUAUCGAGGAGUGACAGGAUGCAACUCCCUGGUGUGUGGAGAUCUUCCAGAAGGGGAUCAUAAAGCACCAGUACUCGAUUUUGGAAAGAUUAUUAUCUACACCAGCAACCUGAAGAUUAUUCGAGCUCCUCAGAGAAGGGGAGAAUCUGAAAGAAGUCCUCACCGCAGCCGGGACAGGAAAGAAAGUUCCCCAGGACGGGAGUCCCGGAGCAAAGGGAGACAUAGAACAGCAGGUUAUCAUGCAGAGGAACCAGAUGCAAUGACUGAACAAAAGCAGGAAGCAGGCUCCUGUGAACAGUGUGGAGGUUCGGGCUGUGCGCCGUGCUCUCUCUGUCACGGCAGCAAAUUGUCCAUGCUGGCCAAUCGCUUCAACGAGUCAAUCAGAGAGCUGCGCUGCCCAGCAUGCAACCCCCAUGGCCAAGAGCGCUGCCAGUCCUGCACACACUAACACAUCUACUGCUGCCAAGCUCUGUCGGAUGGAGAUCAGACCCUCUGAUGUGUGAACGAAAGUGCAUUUUGGAUUAGUUCUUAAAUAUAACAGCUUGAGGGCGGAAUGUGAACUGCUGGAAAGUACUGCGAUGAAAGUUAAUACAGAUUCACUAGACAACGGUUAACAGUUGAUAUGAAAUCAGAAAGGAACUGGAAACUCAAAGAGAGGAAAGGAACAACAGAGGAAUGGAGAGAAAGUUUAUAUGUCACUGUUUUCUGAUAUUGGGUUAUGGUCAC
Carassius gibelio (silver crucian carp) is the source of this 986-nucleotide messenger RNA. RefSeq names its product glutaredoxin domain-containing cysteine-rich protein 2-like. Lineage: Eukaryota; Metazoa; Chordata; Actinopteri; Cypriniformes; Cyprinidae. The record is from RefSeq and is a predicted model, not a curated record. The transcript has 3 exons. The coding region runs from base 1 to 708 and encodes 235 amino acids. Gene Ontology annotation, biological process: sensory perception of sound.